GGGCGAAGGCGAAGGGAAGAGACAAAGAGAGAGAGAGAGAAAGAGAGAGAAGGACUGGGGCAAAUAGAAAACCUUCGAGGGACAGCACCACAGACGGGCAUAGGACGCAGAGGCGACGAGAUAUAUAGGACGUAGUGAAAGUUAAAUAGCUUUAAAUUCAACAAUGGACAAAUAAACACGAUGGAGUGAUUACGCCGCGAGGUGUUGACUAUCCGCAAGCGACGAGAGGAGCCAGCGUGUUGCGGGACUGUGUCGGGAGAAAGAGAGAUAGCGCGAGAGACAGAUAGCUAGCUGGAGCGAGAUAGAGUGUCGCCGAUCGGCGGCACAGAUCGUGAAAUUGUAACACGUUGCGGAGGACGAGAAGCCUUGAUGCCGAUGCCGGCCGAAUACCACGAGGGCCACGGUAACCACGAGAACGCCAAUUUCGCUCUCGGGUCCACGCAGGACGCCAGCAACAUGACGGCCAACAUGUACCGGGUGGGAGAUUAUGUGUAUUUCGAGACUUCCACCUCAGCACCAUACCAGAUUAGAAGGAUAGAAGAAUUAAAUAAGACCGCAAAUGGAAAUGUGGAAGCAAAAGUCAUGUGCUUCUUCAGGCGGAGGGAUUUGCCUUCUACCUUAGUUAUGCUCGCGGACAAACAUCAAUUGGCGAGCGCGGAGCAGCAGAGGUCGGAAUCCCCUGCGAGCACGCAGAAUCAGAAACUCGAGAACCCUGACACUACUAAGGAAAUGACUAGUAAAGAUGGGAUUGGGCCCAAAGUGAUGAUCAAAGGGGCGGGAAAGGGCUGGCUGAAGGCCCCAUUAUCGGAGGCCCAAGAGCCCCAUGGGAUGGAAGAAAAUGUUCCUGGUGGAGUAACGGAAUUAAGUUCUAAGCAACGUCACCAAAUGAAACACAGAGAAUUGUUUUUAUCGCGACAAGUGGAGACCAUGCCUGCUACGCACAUUCGGGGCAAAUGCUGCGUAACAUUACUGAACGAAACCGAAUCUUUGUUAAGCUAUCUGAACAAGGAGGAUUUUUUUUACUGUUUAGUAUUCGAUCCUGCUCAGCGUACUUUGCUUGCUGACAAAGGUGAAAUUAGGGUAGGAAGUAGAUAUCAGGCGAUAGAUAUACCGGCGGUGUUGUCGGCCGCAGAGAAGGAAGCGGAUUCUCGUAAGUUGCAAGAUCUAGAGACCCUAGUUUGGACUCCGAGACACAAUUUGACGGAUCGUCAAAUUGACCAAUUCCUAGUUAUUAGUAGAUCAGUAGGCACCUUUGCAAGAGCCUUGGACUGUUCGUCUUCGAUCAAGCAACCUUCUUUGCACAUGUCUGCAGCUGCUGCAUCUAGAGAUAUUACUUUGUUUCACGCGAUGGAUACUCUACAUAUGCACGGCUAUGAUUUAUCUAAUGCCUUAGCAUCAUUAGUACCUAGUACUGGUCCGGUGCUAUGUCGGGACGAGAUGGAAGAAUGGAGCGCGUCUGAGGCAAAUUUGUUCGAAGAAGCGCUCGAUAAAUAUGGGAAGGACUUUGUUGAUAUACGAACGGACUUUUUACCAUGGAAAACACUGAAGAAUGUAAUCGAGUAUUAUUACAUGUGGAAAACGACGGAUCGAUAUGUUCAACAGAAAAGAGUGAAGGCCGUAGAAGCGGAGAGUAAGCUGAAACAAGUUUACAUACCAAAUUACAAUAAGACCCCCGCAUCGACUACUGCACCUUCUACGGCCACAAUUGUACCUCUGGGCAAUAGCAACAGCAAUAGUAACGGAAAACCAACCAGCAUUCUGAAUGGUAACAGUAACGGUAGCAUGGUGACCGACAAUUCUGGAAUACUUAUGGUCGGAGUCGGUGGAAAACCAUGCGAAGGCUGUCAAAGCGUGCAGAGUUCGCAAUGGUAUGCAUGGGGACCGUCUCAUAUGCAGUAUCGUCUCUGUCAGUCUUGUUGGACGUACUGGAAGAAAUACGGAGGACUUAAGGUGCCAUCGCGCAUCGACGAUGUCGAUCUUGAGAGAAAACGUGCCGGCGCCGGAUCGGACGAGGAGAGCAAGGGAAUGGGUGGCGCGCAUAGGCCGCAUCGAUGUAACGUUCCCACUUGCGGCAAAGAGUUUAAAUUGAAGGCUCACUUGAGCCGUCAUUACACGAGUGCGCAUGGAGUGGAUCUGCGUGGAGCCGCCGGAAGCGGUGGCGGUGGAAGCGGAUCACCGCGACCAGUUAUGAAGACACGAUCCGCUUUCUACCUGCGCACCUCCCUACUGGCUCGCGCCGCACGCCGACUCUGCCCCGCGCAACUGCGAACGCGUCAUGCCGCGCGAGCGCCGCAUCAACCGGUCAACACAACGUCGUUGCGGCACUUAUGCGUUCAGCUAGCUUCCAAGAGUCCCGCGGAACUUCGUAUCCUGGCGCGCGCCGUACGACCGCGACCGCGUCCACGUGUGACCGACAUCGCUUCGCGUUUAGGCGAUCAUCCUGCACCGCGACAGCCCGGCGACUGGGAUUGGCUGGCGCUAACCACCCCGUCACAACGCAAACAACCCGACCGGGUUUCGUUUCCACGUCCGCCAAAGGCACCUGACGGCAGUCUUUUAUACGAGAGAGUGCCGAAUAAACCUGAAGUGGAUAGGGUCACGUUGACACCACCUCAACCGCAACCGGUCAUGUCGACCCAGCAGAAUAUCUUGAAGCGUCCAAGAGCCUUUGACGAAAUCAAUGGCUCUGAUGGUAUCGCUCUAAAUGCGGGGCUUCCUCCCGGUGCGCCUCCUCCGAAAAGGAUUCAUCACGCGCAGCAACUGCAUCCGAAGCACACGCUAGAACAUGCUGCGCCCGCUGUUCUUCCUCUCGCACCACCUCUCAACGGUAGAGCUACUCAUCCACAUACGCUGCCCCAUGGUGUACCAAUGUCCAGAAGUAAUGCACGUAAACAAGUGAUAUCAUGGAUGGAUGCACCUGAUGAUGUAUACUUUCGCGCCAACGAGCACAUCAAACGAGUUAGAAGAACUCUGGCUUCGGUGGAAUUGCGAAGAGCAGCGCGUAAGCCGUGGUGCAAAUUGUCGAUCCCUCUGCAUCCUCCUCAUUUUCAAAGAACGGUGCGCGGUGAAGAUACGGUCGUCAUCUUGGACUGAAUCCGUAAUACAAUCGGAUAAUAUUGUAUAUGUUGAUUCGCUGCACACGAAACACGACGCUGUUUUCGAUCUUGAGCGAGUGAAACUACAUAAAAUGAAAUUACAUUUUUCGUGUAUUGUCAUCGGCAGCUCCGACCGAGCGCAGGGAUUUCUAGUUAAAAACAGAAAGGAAAUAAAUAAAUCCCGAAAGCUCUCCCACGAUUUUUUCUUUCUUGGAGCUUGGAGUAAGUCGCCGUAAAUCGAGAAAAAGGCCUCGUUUGACCGAACACGCAUGCUAACAAUCGAGAACAUCGUUGAACUGUAACGACUUCAUUACUUAUGAAGUACUACUGGAGAAUUAGAUCUUUUGUUUCCUCACUACAGUCAUAUUGAAUAAUAACGUGAAAAGCGGGAAAUAUAUGUUCUUUUUGCAUAUAUAUAUAUAUAUAUGAUAGUCUGAAAUAAAUUAUAAAUUCUUUUAUAUGUCUUCAUUUUAAAGAUAUACAUGUUUACAUCGAUUAAACGUAUCGAAAACUUUUUUAUCAUCUUGCACUAAUAAAUGCAUAUUUAUCUCAUUUGCAUAUGCUCUACAUAAUCGACUAAUAUAAAUUUUAUGAGUCAAAUUUAGAGCUUCUCUAGAGCAAAUUUUAUUUAUAUCAUUGAAUAUGAAUAAUGACAUAAAGAGAAGCUAUUUUAUUCAAACAUAUAGUUUACAUGAAAAAAGUUGAUAUAAAUUUUUCGUUCUUAACGUCAAAAUAUAAUGUCAGUGAGGCAGCAAGAGACUUUAAUAUUCAGCGAACUAAGUCAUUCAACGUCAAAUGAUUUUCUAUUCGUAUUAAUUAUUGUUGUUAUUAAUAAUUAUUAAGAAUUGAAUGUGUAUAUAUACAUAUACAUCGUACCAGCAUAGCCAAGCAACACGAAACAUAUACACAUACACGUACACAUUCAUACACAUAAUACACGUAUACCAGAUACCGAAAAUUGGUAUAAUGGUAAAAAGAUUGAUCCAUACCUGCGGAUAAGCUCAUGAAUGGCUGCGUUCAGAAGCACAACGGUUGUGUGACAAUUAUCGGUGUGACACUGAGGACGAAUAUACUUCUAAUCCUACAUCAAUCAGAUCAUGUUUUUUAAAAGUCGAUCACCCAACCGUUGCAUUUUCUAGCAGCUAAUGUUACGGCCAUGCAGGCAACAGAGACAGACGAAUGUAUGAGUGGGUGUGAAUGUGUGAGAGAAAGAGUAAGUGAGAAAGAGAGGGAGAAUAAGAAAGUGAAUGAGAGAGCAUGAAUUAGUACGUACGGGAGACAGCAAGAAAGAAUGCUCAUUGUGAAUAUUUUUAUUAAAUUUUCAAGUUUGAUGACUCUCUUCCGUCGCAACAAUUAAUAAAUAAACAUAAGCAUAAGUGAAA
Molecule: messenger RNA, 4477 nt
Organism: Nylanderia fulva
Lineage: Eukaryota; Metazoa; Arthropoda; Insecta; Hymenoptera; Formicidae
Gene: MTA1-like
Product: metastasis associated 1-like
Biological process (GO): negative regulation of transcription by RNA polymerase II
Cellular component (GO): nucleoplasm; NuRD complex
Molecular function (GO): histone deacetylase binding; transcription coactivator activity; sequence-specific DNA binding
Source: RefSeq, a predicted model, not a curated record